This is a messenger RNA of Zootoca vivipara (common lizard), 2691 nucleotides long. It is a transcript of the gene GREM1, whose product is annotated as gremlin 1, DAN family BMP antagonist. Lineage: Eukaryota; Metazoa; Chordata; Lepidosauria; Squamata; Lacertidae. Gene Ontology annotation, molecular function: receptor ligand activity; BMP binding. The record is from RefSeq and is a predicted model, not a curated record. Gene Ontology annotation, biological process: animal organ morphogenesis.
CUGGCGGGAGUUGCUGGAAGCGUUUAGGGGGCGUAUUGGGAGGCGGCCGCUGGCCAAUGAUCAGGAGCGCUGCUCUCAGCUGGCAGGCAUUUAAAUGGGAGACAGCGCGGUGCGCCUGCAAUUCGGAAGCGGGACACGGGCUUUUCUUGCCUCUCCUCCCGAUGGGCUCGAGGGACAGGGAGCAGAGCACCAGCACCCCGAGCCGUCGCCCAGCGCACUGAAGCGCCCCACGCCGGAAAGGAGCCGCGGAGCAGGGAUCGCUCUCCGCCCCCGCGCAGGAUGAGUCGCACAGUUUCUACAGUUGGUGUCCUCCUUCUGCUUGGACUUCUACUACCCACCACAGAGGGGAGGAAGAGGAACCGUGGAGCCCAGGGCGCCAUCCCCCCGCCUGACAAAGAUAAGCCCAAUGAUUCGGAACUAACGCCACAGCAGCAGCAGCCGCCAUCGCCACCGCAGCAGUCGGGCGCCAGAAUCCGUGGCAAGGACAGAAUCAAGCCUCCAUCUGCUGAAGAGGUGCUGGAGUCGAGCCAAGAGGCUCUGCAUGUCACUGAGCGACAAUACCUGAAGCGGGACUGGUGCAAGACACAUUCCCUGAAGCAAACCAUCCACGAGGAAGGCUGCAACAGCCACACCAUUAUCAACAGGUUCUGCUAUGGGCAGUGCAAUUCCUUCUACAUCCCCAGGCAUAUCCACAGAGAAGAAGGCUCCUUCCAGUCCUGUUCCUUUUGCAAACCUAAGAAACUCACCACCAUGUCUGUCACACUGAACUGCCCAGAGCUUCAGCCCCCGAGGAAGAAAAAGAGGAUCACGCGAGUUAAAGAAUGUCGCUGUAUAUCCAUAGACUUGGAUUAGGAGGCACCCUGAUGGGUGCUCUAGUUGUUGCCCUUGACUACAAACCCGAUCUGCCUGAAUGGGACACAAACAAUAGAGAAUUGCAACAAAAACAAUGUAUGUGUAUCUGUGUGCAAGUGUGAAUGUCAAUACAUCAAUUACAAAAGCAUGCAUAUGGAAUAGCACCACUACUUGGAGUGCAAGUUGUCACCUAUUUCUAGGGUCAGUAUCUCACUAGUUCACCUGUGUGCUGGGGUUCCUGCUCUUCCAUUUUCCACCAGCGUCUGUGCCAUUGACUUGUGCACCUGUUGCAAGUGAGAGCAUUGAUGUGCACUAGGUCCAGUGUUAUUUCUUAGAACAAAAUGUUAACAGGGAUGCAGUAGUGGACUGUUACAGAAAUGCCCCUUGUAAAUAGUGUUCAAUAAAGGGUGCAAUUAUAAUUGGGAAUGAAUGUUCAGAAGCAGCUUUGUUUGGAUGGAAAAACGCAGCCACUAGUAUUAGAAGACUUUUUUUUAAAGGCAAUGGGCAAGAGAAGGAAAAAAUGAGAAAGUACAAGAAUUAAGAGCAACAAGGGAAGGCAAUGUGCAUAUUGACUCUACUGAUGCUUUGAAUGUACUUUAAAAACAUUUUUAAGAAGUAAUUGUUUUCGGAUGCUGCAUUCUUUGACUAUAAGUGUGGUGUUUAAUUCCAUCAUUAGCUUUUAGGUUUGCCGUAAUAAUUUGUCGUAAAAUCUGUUAAUGUAUAUGUGUACACAUCUUUUCUGUCUCCAUUAUACUAUCAGGUAGUUCAGCUUAACACAGAAAGCACAAUUCUGCAAUGAUCGUUUGGGACUUCAAAUGCAAUAAGCAUACAAAGCUAUAUCAGAGCUUCAAUGGGAGCUGUGUGAUAGAUGCUGCUUAGUCUCUGGCUCAAAGGAUGUACUGCCUUGCCCAUUUACCUUCCAUUUACCCAUGUUAUCUUAGAUUUUGGAUUUGCUAAACUUUAGGUGCUGUUGGGGGAUGGGAUGGGUGUGUGGCAGAGUGCUCAGACUUUCCUUCAGCAUUUACUGAAUAUAAGGGUCUUUUCUUUGAAUAGCUCUUGAACAGUCCGUUCAUGUGUAAACAUGUAGCAGUAAUAUAUGGUGAAUAUUGCCUUUUGUCAGAACAGAACAUCAGCCUUGAGAGCGAAAAAUGGUUUUAAAGUGUAAAAUUCAUUAUGUAUUAUUAUUACAUGGUUUGUAGCUGAAUUCAUCUUUGACCAGUUCCCCCUAUGUAUUAUAGGAUACCACCUCUGUUUCCAUCCCCAUUGUAAACCUCUGGCCUUUAUUUAUAUUGUUGAAGCGCCCGGACAGAUAGACUGGCUUUUGAAAGUAUAGACACAUUAACCAGCUGUCUAUGCACAGUAGGCAAUUUCUGGUUCAUGCCACAAGGAGAGGACAGGUAUUUAUAGAAAUAAAACACUUAUUUGUCUGUAACAACGAGGAGCCUGCCAAUAAUGUGUCUGCUUAAUAAGCAAAUGUAUUAAUAUAAGAAGCAUUCUGGCUCUUGACAUAUCACACAGUCAUCAAAUAUACCAUAAUAAAACAACCCAUAUUUAUAACCUAAACUAUCCAUUUAUCAUUUAACUGUAUUGGUGCUUGUUCCAUCUUUUGAGGAAAAGUCAACAACUGUUUUUCUUGUUCUUUUUAAAUGUUUCAUCUUGUUUUAGAGGCUAUAGCUGUAUCCUCUAGUUACUUAUUCAUCUAUUAAGUUGUAGUCCCUUGCAUAACAAUUAGGGGAUACCUCUUUAUAUAAAAACCCCCAAUUCACUGGGACCUUGACAAGCAUGAUUUAAGCAUAGCUAGAUGCCUGUCAGCAUCCUUUCACAUGCAAAUUUUUUUUU